AAACCGAGGGCAGCGGCCUGGGCAGAAACAGCUCCUGCGCGAUUCCCCGGAGCCUUCCCGGGCCCGGGCCGGCUCCCGCUCUCCAGCAUCUCCAUCUCCACAGCUGCAGUGGCCGCCACAGGGACAAACAGCCACUUCGACCAGAGGACUCGUAGGCACAGCGCAGGGAACCAGUCCCCCGCCGCCCGCUGCUUGGCGCCCCCUUGGUCUCGGGCUGGCCUGGGCGGGGCGGCGAGCCGGGUGGACCGCGAUGCCGGGGCGCGCUCCCCUCCGCGGGGCCGGGGGCGCCCUGCGCGCCUGGCUGCUGGGCGGCCUCUGGGUCUGGGGCCUGGGCGGCCUGGGCGGCCUCGGGGCGGGCGCGCUGGGACCGGACCCCUGGGGGUCCCCGGGGACGCCGCGUCCUUGCCGGGCGCCGCAGCAGUGGGAAAGGCGCCAGGUGCUGUACCGGCAGAGCAGCGGGCGUUACAGCCGCGCCCUAAUCUCCUACGACGGGCUCAACCAGUGCGAGCGGGUCCUGGAUGAGAGGAAGGCGCUCAUCCCCUGCAAGAGGUUAUUUGAAUAUAUUUUGCUCUAUAAAGAUGGAGUGAUGUUUCAGAUUGAACAAGCCACCAAGCUAUGUUCCAAGAUCACCCUGACAGACUCCUGGGACCCUCUUGACAUUCCUCAGAACGCCACCUUUGAGGACCAGUACUCCAUAGGGGGGCCCCAGGAGCAGAUCACCGUUCAGGAGUGGUCCGACAGGCAGUCAGCCAGAUCAUAUGAAACUUGGAUUGGCAUUUAUACAGCCAAGGAUUGUUAUCCGAUCCAGGAAACCUUCACCCAAAAUUACAGUGUGAUAUUGUCCACGCGGUUUUUCGACAUUACGCUGGGUAUUAAAGACCCCUCCGUGUUUAUUCCCCCGAGCACGUGCCAGACGGCCCAGCUGGAGAGGAUGAGCGAGGACUGCUCCUGGUAGGCCUGUGGACGCAGGAGUGACGGCAUCAGACACUGGCGGCCUUAGCUCAAAACCUAUUUGAGCUUGAGAGAUGAGAAUCUACUUUGGAGAAAGACAUUGAUGUGGGGUUUUCUGUUUUGUUUUUUGUACGUAUGAUGUUGGCUAGGACGGAGACGAUGCGGUAAUGUGGGCUGAACAGAUGAACGUGGGGACUUUGUGUAGCCGAUCUGGGUGCUGUGCCUUCUGCAUGUGCCGGUGUCUGUGAAGUGCAGUGGCUUACGCGGGGCUGGAGAUCAGCAGGGGCAGUUUGCCUCGGCCGCGAAGAACGCUUUAUUAUUGACUGAGAAUCACCAGAUUCCUGGCACGUGGUGAUAAUAAAAAGCAGAACAACUUUGUUCAGUUUAUUAUUAAUGUUUAAGUUCCCUACAGAUAAUGUCCCCUUUAUGCCUCCACCAGGGAGGGGACUGCUCCCCCUUCCCCACCCCAUGCUCCUUAGGCUACUGAAAAAAUAACCCCCUAAAAUCCCUUCCGGACUUAAGGGUUCAUGGCAUGAAUCAAUUAAUAUAAAUAUUUUGGAAAGGAAUGAAAGGCUAUAAUACAAAGUAAUUAUUCCUCUAAAGAGAUGUUUUAAACAAGAGAGUUUGAAAACCCUAAUGUCUACCCCUGGUAAGCAUGAGCCACUGUGCUUCCUUUUUUCUAUGCAAGAGUGUUGAUACUCGUGCUGAAUCAUCAGAGACCGUCAGGAGACCUCCAGAGACAGGGUAUUCUAGAAAUAGCCCGGAACUGGGAGUCCGGAGACUAUUGUCUCCAAAAUCCAGGACUAGAAUUCCCCUGUACUCUGAUUGCGUGGAUUAACAAAAUGCACUAUGCUUUCCCUCACCUUGGCCUCCUUGGGACACAACCUCUUUGUCUACCCGACUUCUGCUCAUCCUUCAUAGGUCAGCUCACACAAGACCUUCAGAGAACUGCCCCCACGCCUGGAUAGGGUGCACCUUGCAGCUAAAGCAUGCAGUUCUCACAGUGCUUAUUUAGGCUGAGUGUUAACGUCCUGCUGAGUGGACACUGUCACACACGAGCUUGGCUAGGAGCUCCUACAGUAUGGGUACCGUGUUCUGUUAGCUUUUAUAUGCCCAGCAGCAAGGAAGUGCCUGGCACACGGUGAAUGCCCUAAAAAUUUGUAGAGUGGAGAAUGCCAGCCUCUCUACUGUUUAGUUCCCUCAUCUGUUAAUGGGGUUGGAUUUUCUCAUCUCUUGGGAGACUCCCAGUAAUAGAAUGCAUUAUUCUAGAUUAUUCUUUUAUUGUGUUGCUUCUGCUCAUCUAUUUAUCUAUUACCAGGAGAAAUGUGUGACACCUAUGUUAUGCUGAAACAAUCUGUAUUACUCACUGUGUCUAUUAUUUCAAUAAACAAAUUUAAUUGCA
Myotis lucifugus (little brown bat) is the source of this 2353-nucleotide messenger RNA. It is a transcript of the gene EPDR1, whose product is annotated as ependymin related 1. Gene Ontology annotation, biological process: cell-matrix adhesion. NCBI's taxonomy places the organism in Eukaryota, Metazoa, Chordata, Mammalia, Chiroptera, Vespertilionidae. Gene Ontology annotation, molecular function: calcium ion binding. The transcript is spliced from 3 exons. The record is from RefSeq and is a predicted model, not a curated record. The coding region runs from base 251 to 955 and encodes 234 amino acids. Gene Ontology annotation, cellular component: lysosome; extracellular region.